Equus quagga is the source of this 2762-nucleotide messenger RNA. RefSeq names its product zinc finger protein 18 (gene ZNF18). The coding region runs from base 635 to 2263 and encodes 542 amino acids. Gene Ontology annotation, biological process: regulation of transcription by RNA polymerase II. The transcript is spliced from 6 exons. The record is from RefSeq and is a predicted model, not a curated record. Gene Ontology annotation, molecular function: RNA polymerase II cis-regulatory region sequence-specific DNA binding; DNA-binding transcription factor activity, RNA polymerase II-specific. Lineage: Eukaryota; Metazoa; Chordata; Mammalia; Perissodactyla; Equidae.
AGAGGGAUAGCUUUCAGGUUUUCUCCAUUGAGUACGAUAUUAGCUGUGGGACUUUUUGUACUUUCUAUUUCUCUGUGUAAAGUCUCUAUCUCUUUAAUUAAGACUAUAUUUUCCUUUGAGUCUUCCGUCCAUCUUUUUCUCCUUAAUUUUGAAUCACAUUUUUAAUGUCUUUGUUUGGCUUUGUUUUUUAGUCUCCAGACAUAUAGAUGCAGACGUAAAAGUGUUUUGAAGAUGAGCUGUUUACCUGGAAACCCAUAGUGAAAAUGCUUCAUGUGGCAUAUUUCAUUCUUCUAGUUGGUCUGGACAUUUGAAGACCAAGAGAGAAUGUUGUAAAAUAGUCAGUGAUGGUGACAGUUUAGAAAUGAUAUAAGUGGUUUGCUUUGUGGCUUCAAGUUUACAAUCUUUCAAAAUAGAAUAGUGUAUCCACCGAUUUCAGAAGUGUGGUGGUUGACUCCGAGGCUUCCCAGGUAGGGCAGGUGGAUUUGUUCUUUCUGAAAAUGUGUCCCUCUCCUCUGUAUAGCACUUAUUCUCGCUCCCUAUCUAGUGUCCCUGUGAGAGACUCUGUGAAGACGUGGUUCUCCUCAGAGACAACUCCAUCCCAGAAGCACUUCAUCCAAAGGACUUGCCAAGCCAGAUGAUGCCUGUUGAGCUGGAGCAGGCACUAGUCCUGCUGCCGCCACUGGCGAAGACUGAGGACUCCCCAUUCUCUGGACCAGAUGCCAUCCCUCGAGGGGAGCUCUGCAGCCCUGAGACAGCACGCCAGCGUUUCAGGCAGUUUCGUUACCAGGUGAUGUCUGGGCCCCAUGAGACCCUGAGACAACUUCGGAGGCUCUGUUUCCAGUGGCUGCAGCCAGACGUUCACACGAAGGAGCAGAUCCUAGAGAUCCUCAUGUUGGAACAGUUCCUGACCAUCCUGCCCGGGGAGAUCCAGAUGUGGGUGCGGAAACAGUGUCCAGGCAGCGGAGAGGAGGCAGUGACCCUUGUGGAGAGCUUGAAGGGAGACCCCCAGAGACUGUGGCAGUGGAUCAGCAUCCAAGUUCUGGGACAGGAGAUCUUAUCAGAGAAGGUGGAAUCUCCAAGCUGCCAAGGGGGGGAAGUGGAGCCCCAUCUUGAAGUGGUGCCUCCGGAGCUGGGACUUCAGACUUCACCCUUCGGGCCUGAGGAGCCACUCAGCCACAUUGUGAAAGAGGAGUCUGACAUGGAACAAGAAUUAGUGAUGGCUGCUUCCCAGCUUCCAGCCCAGCCUGAGGGAAGGCUCAUGAGAGACCAGGACUUCGGAGCCUCACUUCUCCACACAGCACCUCAGUGGAGGCACCUGGAUUCUUCUCAAAAGGAGCAAUACUGGGAUCUCAUGCUGGAGACCUACGGGAAAAUGGUCUCAGGAGGCAUGUCCAAUUCCAAGCCUGACCCAACUUCAACAGAGUGUGGGGAAGAGCUGGCAGGAAUGUACCUUCACAUCAGCGAGAAGAUCCCAAGACCUACCUGCACAGGAGACAGACAGGAGAAUGACAAAGAGAACCUAAACUUGGAAAACUAUAGGGACCAGGAACCUCAAGCCUCAGGAGAGGCACCUUCUCAGGCUUGCUUGAGUGGCCUCUUCAGUGAGGAUGAGCCGAGACGCUUUGGAGAAGGAGAGACUCUCCCUGAGGCUCAGGAAAACCUUCAGGGUGAGGGGCCAGGGGGCCAGCUCUCUCCCCAAGAAAGGACUUCUGGGAAACAGCUGGGUCAGCAUUUGCCGAGUCCACAUCCAGGAGAACUGUCCAUGCUGUGGCUUGAGGAGAAGAGAGAGGCCUCCCCGAAAGGGCAGCUGCGAGCCCCCAUGGCCCAGAAGCUCCCCACCUGCAGGGAGUGUGGGAAGACCUUUUACAGGAAUUCUCAGCUUGUUUUUCACCAGAGGACUCACACUGGAGAGACAUACUUUCAGUGCCCCACCUGCAAAAAAGCCUUUCUGCGGAGUUCAGACUUUGUGAAACAUCAGAGAAUUCACACAGGAGAGAAGCCCUGUAAAUGUGAUUACUGUGGGAAAGGCUUUAGUGACUUCUCAGGGUUGCGCCACCACGAGAAAAUCCACACAGGAGAGAAACCCUAUAAAUGUCCCAUCUGUGAGAAGAGUUUUAUUCAAAGAUCAAACUUUAAUAGGCAUCAGAGGGUUCACACAGGAGAGAAACCUUAUAAAUGUUCCCGCUGCGGGAAAAGUUUCAGCUGGAGCUCGAGCCUUGAUAAACAUCAAAGAUCCCACUUAGGAAAGAAGCCCUUUCAAUAGCCAGGCUCUCUUAGCCCAUUUCUAUUUCCCGGUCCAUUUAAAAAUACUUACCUCCAUCCAGAGAAAUUAUGUCUCUUAGAGGACAUUCCUGUUCUUUUUUUCAUGGAUUGGAGAGGAGAGACUUGAACAUGGUUUUGGACUCAGAGGAUGUAUUGGCCUCUGGAUUGGAUUUCACACUAAUUAUUUCUUGCUUCUACAUCCUGAGAAAGAAUAGUCUUCAUCUUUCAGCUCAUCCCUUCUUUUGGACCCCUUGGGAAAAAAGUAUCACUUGGAGAUCCCGUUUUGGAAGUGCUAUCUGGGAAAGUUUAACUGGAUUCGCUGCAAUUGCUGCUCAUGGGAAGAACCUCAGAUCAACCCUUUAGAACUGGGGUCCUAGAUCAGGUCUUCUGCUACAGAAGGGGGAGCAGAGAGGCCCAGUGAGCUCACGUGUGUUCUUUGUCAUACGGAUGCAAAAUUAGCUUUUAAGUGUCCCUUGUUUUAAAUAAACUUAGUAGAGUCA